AUGACACCCAUCAUCUCUCGAUCCCUCAUUCCCUCGUGUUCCUCAACCCUCGCCAGCUCUUCUCGCCUCUUUACUCGCUCACUAGCCUCUCACGCUUAUAUGCCCCCUUCCCCUACAUCAUCAUCCUCGCCGGCUUCAUCUCUACCUAUCGAAGCUACCACGACGACCCCCACGGAUCUUACGGACGAACAGAGGCAGUUGAUCGACUCGAUCAUCCGUGUGGAUCAGGCUGGGGAACUGGGGGCAAAUUGGAUAUACAGGGGUCAGAAAUGGGCUAUGGAUGUGAAAGGCGACAAGGAGACGGGUAAACAGGUUGAGGAAAUGUGGGAGAACGAACGACAUCAUCUGACGAUCCUCUCCCACCUCCAAACUCAACAUCGAGCUAGACCCACGGUGUUAUACCCUCUAUGGCAAGCUUUGGCUUUUGGUCUAGGAGCAAGUACGGGCUUACUGUCGAAGGAGGCCGCUAUGGCUUGUACCGAGGCGGUGGAAACUGUUAUAGGUGAACAUUACGAUGACCAGCUUAAAGCUCUUCAACCGCUCCUCAACCCCACCGACCCAUCUUCUCCAGCACCUCAUCCCUCACUCCCACUGAUGGCUGACAUCCUCAAAGAAUUCAGAGACGACGAAUUGGAACAUCUCGAUUUCGCCGUUGAGGAAGGUGCUCAGAAAGCACCUGGGCACAGUCUCUUAUCUGCCAUCAUAGGUGUAGGAUGUAAAGUAGCGAUCAAAGUCUGCGAGAAGGUUUGA
Kwoniella botswanensis is the source of this 750-nucleotide messenger RNA. RefSeq lists its product as uncharacterized. Gene Ontology annotation, cellular component: mitochondrial inner membrane. The record is from RefSeq and is a predicted model, not a curated record. NCBI's taxonomy places the organism in Eukaryota, Fungi, Basidiomycota, Tremellomycetes, Tremellales, Cryptococcaceae. Gene Ontology annotation, molecular function: 3-demethoxyubiquinol 3-hydroxylase activity. Gene Ontology annotation, biological process: ubiquinone biosynthetic process. The coding region runs from base 1 to 750 and encodes 249 amino acids. The transcript has 3 exons.